CACAUUAUAAGUACGGAUAACUCUUCCACCCAACACAGAGACAAGAAGUAAAGAAAACCGCAAGAACAGUUGAACACAUUAAUCAAAGGAAAAGUCUGUGCAUUGAAGUGGGGGGUGUUUGAUUUAUUGAGGUGGUUAAGCGGUUGACAGAGAAAGGAAAAUGAGGGAACUACAAAGCCCUUCUUUUGAUAUCAUCGCCAAGCUUGUUGUUUCAGUCCCUUCAAGACAGUACGUGGCGGAGCAUCCAACCCAACAAACUACAACAAAAACAGAAACAAGCUUGCACUGACAACCCAAAGCUCUCUCAUUUUCUUCAUAUCUGUCAAAUCCUUCCUGGUUUAGAAAGAAGCAAGAGAGAGAGAGAGAGAGAGAGAGAGAUGGCAGGAAUGGCUGCUGCUUGUUCCUCUGGUGUGAUGUUCAGAGCUAGAGAAUUGGGAAGUAAUGGGGCUUCUCUGUUUCAAUACAGAGGGCUUAGGACAGGGGAAAACAGGAAACGGGGGAAUCCAGCUCCAAAAUGCAGAAAAAUCAAGGCCAUGGCUUCAACAGUUUCAGCUCCCAAACGAGAAACAGAUCCUAAAAAACGAGUUGUCAUAACAGGAAUGGGCCUUGUGUCAGUUUUUGGCAGUGACAUUGAUGCAUUCUACAACAAACUUCUUGAGGGAGAGAGUGGGAUUAGCCUAAUUGACAGGUUUGAUGCUUCAAAAUUCCCCGUCCAGUUUGCAGGUCAGAUUCGCAAUUUUUCUUCCGAAGGCUACAUUGAUGGCAAGAAUGAUCGCCGGCUUGAUGAUACCUGGCGUUACUGUUUAGUUGGUGGCAAGAGGGCCCUUGAAGAUGCCAACCUUGGAACUGAGGUUCUUGAAAAAAUGGAUAAAACAAAGAUUGGAGUUCUAGUGGGAUCAGGCAUGGGAGGCAUAUCAGCUUUCAGUGCUGGAGUGGAAGCUCUGGUCCAAAAGGGAUAUAAGAAGAUCACACCAUUUUUCAUUCCCUAUUCCAUCACCAACAUGGGGUCAGCAUUGUUGGCUAUAGACACUGGUUUAAUGGGACCUAAUUUCUCCAUUUCAACUGCUUGUGCAACUGCAAAUUACUGCUUCUUUUCAGCAGCAAAUCUCAUUAGAAUAGGUGAGGCAGAUAUCAUGGUAGCUGGUGGGACUGAGGCUGCAAUCACGGCUACCGGGGUUUCCGGGUUUAUAGCUUGCCGGGCUUUGUCUCAGAGAAAUGAUGAACCCCAUAAAGCUUCCAGACCCUGGGAUAAAAAUCGUGAUGGUUUUGUUAUGGGAGAAGGCUCUGGAGUGCUGAUUAUGGAGAGCUUGGAGAGCGCAAUGAGAAGAGGAGCUAAUAUAAUUGCAGAGUAUUUGGGAGGUGCUAUAACAUGUGAUGCUCAUCACAUGACCGAUCCUAGGUCAGAUGGCCUUGGAGUCUCAUCUUGCAUAACCAAGAGCUUACAAGAUGCAGGAGUUUCCCCUGAAGAGGUGAACUAUGUGAAUGCUCAUGCAACCUCUACACUAGCAGGGGAUAUGGCUGAGUUUAAUGCGAUCAAGAAGGUCUUUAAGGACACAUCAGAGUUGAAGAUGAAUGGGACCAAGUCAAUGAUUGGACAUGGCCUUGGGGCUGCUGGUGGAUUGGAGGCCAUAGCAACCAUAAAAGCAAUCACCACUGGUUGGCUGCAUCCAACUAUUAACCAAGAUAACCUGGAGUCUGCUGUUUCAAUUGACACUGUCCCAAACGUGAUGAAAAAGCAUGAAGUUAAUGUUGCAAUCUCUAACUCAUUCGGCUUUGGCGGGCACAAUUCGGUUGUCGUCUUUGCCCCCUUCACGCCCUAAAUAAAAGCCGGCCCUAAGAGUUUUCCCUUUCACCUUUCUAUUAUACUAGAAUCACCCAUUUUUAGAUGUUAAAGUUGUCAAAAGCAUAAAGGCGGUUACGUAUUCGAAUCAAGCAUUCUGUAAUGAGCCCUAAAGGCAAUGUUGCCCUUUCAAUGAUGUUGGUAUAUCUCAUCAUUAUUUCGAUGAAUCCGAAUUAGUCAUUUUUUAGUGAAUAAAACGUUGAUGCCAUUUUUCA
This is a messenger RNA of Corylus avellana, 2055 nucleotides long. RefSeq names its product 3-oxoacyl-[acyl-carrier-protein] synthase I, chloroplastic. Gene Ontology annotation, molecular function: 3-oxoacyl-[acyl-carrier-protein] synthase activity. The record is from RefSeq and is a predicted model, not a curated record. Gene Ontology annotation, cellular component: mitochondrion. NCBI's taxonomy places the organism in Eukaryota, Viridiplantae, Streptophyta, Magnoliopsida, Fagales, Betulaceae. Gene Ontology annotation, biological process: fatty acid biosynthetic process.